CGCUGUGGCUGGGGUCGAAGGUGGAGGUCCGGUCCCCGGAUCUGGACAUGGCGAGCUGCCUCGGCGCACCUGGCUUUAAACCCGCCUCCGACCUGGCAGACAGGGGUGGGGGAUGGGAGGAAGGGCUGAGCAGAAAGGGCUCCUCUCUGCCCACAUCCCGCCCGCGCGCCCGGGAGACCCGCCGCCGCCGCCGCCGCCCGGCUCCGAGGGAUCCCGCCGGACCGGCCCCUUCCACUGCGGCUCACUCUGCCCUGCCUGGUGCCAGUCCUGGAUCGCCGGCUUCCUAUUUCCACCGGACUGGGCUGCUCUCCACUCACUUUAUCAUCCCGUUCCAGGUGGACCCUAACCUCCAGCGAGCUCCCUCUCCCAGCAGCACCCGCCCCCCACCAACGAUGCGCCCCCCCAAAGCUCAGGCUCUCCGAAACACCUCCCAGAGUCUCUCCCUUGAAGUGGACCCGGUCAUACCUCCCUCUCGCUCUCCCCGCUUCGUUGUCUCCCCCCCCCACCCCCCCACCGCCACAUCUUUUCCUGUUCCCCUUCCUUCUUGCUCUCCUCCUUUGCCUUUCCCCCUCAUCUGCUUAUUUCUUGCAAUUGGAGUUUUAUUCUUUAUGAGCGUUUGCCACACAGCCAUCCCCCCCACCCCUCUGAAAGACUCCCUCCCCGGCCCUCCCCCUCGCCAACAACCCAAAAGACAGAACAAAAUACACACAAGGCAGACACAAGGCCAGAAACUUACCUGCUUUCAACCAGCUGCAAAGUCAAGGCUCACUUAAGCUCCCCCCCAAAAAUCAAUUGUCCUUCCUUUUUAAAGGUUUGUUCUCUCCUUGGGAGGGGGGUGGGAAACACCUUCUGGUUCCCAACUCCAGGCAGUCACUCUUUACAAUUUAUUUUGUCGUACAUCAUUUGAUCACCAUGAAUUAGCAACAGCAAGAAAAUGUAGGAGAGGGAGAAAAGAGAGAAAGAGAGAGGGAGAGAGAGAGGGAGAGAGAGGGAGAGUGAGAGAGGGAGCAGAGCUUUCUGCAAGAGAAGAAGAAGAAAAAAUGUACGUGUGACAAAUUAUGCUACCAAGAAACAACACAUCAUUAUCCUUGGGCCUGGGGCUCAGUGAGUCGUAACGAGAGUAAUAGGAAAUCCACGGUUGGGGAGAGAAACGGUCGUGCUUGGCCAGUAGAGAGAGACCAUACAGGGGGAUGGAUGCUGGAGAGACUCGCAAAAUUAUGGCUCAAGGCUAUUGUAAAAAUUGUCGAGCGUAAAUGACUGCGAUUUCAAACAUCUUUGGAAGAAAGAAGGGGAAAAAGCGAGCCCCCCCUCCCUCCGGCUCCCUCUCUCUCCCUCUCUCUUCUCUCUCUCUAUAAAGAACCGUCAAGUUUUAGUGCGCAUUGCUAAUUAGUCAAUUUCUCUCUGCCUUCACAGGCUGGCGACUUCGCUGCUGAGCUGAAACUGCUAAUUUCUGUGACCAGCUUUUUUCUUAGCUGUGAUCUGGAUGAAUGAGUAGCUGUCUCACAGAGAUGACAAAAAUAAACUCUAAUCCCCCCCAAAAUUUCCACUACAUCUUUCUCAUGCAUAGAUUUAUGAUCUUCAAGCGCUCUGUGCAAUAUGCAAACUUUUUGUGUCUGUAGAUGUGCUGUUUGUUUCCAGAUUUCUCUACAUUCCUGCUUUUCCCUUUCACUCUGCUCCCCCCCCCCCAACCCCCCUACACUGGGAAAUGCAGAAACCGUCUCAUCUCAAAGUCUGCCAAGAUGCCACUUUAUAGUAUCUUGGUGUUUGGGGUUUGGGUCUGACUUGGAAGUCAGGAGUCCUUGCCUAAGAACUGAGUGGCUGAGUGUACAGCAGGGGUGGGGGAAGUAGACAGAAUAGAGGACAGCUCUUCGCUUUACAUUUGCUUCCCUGCAUUAUUCAAGCUUUAUGAUCUUGUUGGAAAACAUAUUUUCUCCAUCAUUUUGUCGGGUUAUACAACCAUCUCGGAACCUCUCUGUCAGCUCUUCAGCAGGAAGGGUUCAAAAGUCACUUUAUUUUUUUAAUUGGAAAAUUAUCCUAUUGUCAGAUUUGCCUUUCAAUUAGGAGUCUUUGAUUUGCAGGAGCUAGAAUCAAGUGCUAGGAGAGCCAGCUGCAAUUUCACAAAUGUAACCUUUAAACUUUGGAGCUCAUCUGAUAUAUAAGGUCGAUCUCAGAGAGCUCACAUUUUUGACCCUGCUUAGCAUGCAAAAUGAACCCCAGCAUGACUCUGGAAUUUCAGCUGUACCAAAGAUUCAUGUGCAUUUUGGUAGAGGACGUGUUCUCUUAGACUUAUCUCAUGAUGUAUUGCGCCCUUACAUUUAUAGCCCUGCAUUUUGGUUGUCAAUGGGGGCUGGAGGUGUCCAAGAAAGAAAGGGGAAAAAAAAGAAGAAGCAGGAAAAGGAAGGUAGGUAUGCCCUUGAAGAAAAUGAACAUGGAAGAAAGCUGGAUCUGAGUUAAAUUGAGUUUUGCUGGCUAUUAAAUAUAUGAACAUGAUUCAUUCUGACUGAUAUGUGCUCUGAUUAGUAAACAUAUUAAAAUACACAUCAGGGUACCACUGAAAUCCUGCCUUUUAACCUUCCCCUUUGAUUGGUAAAAGAUGAAAGACACCUGCUUAAGGGAGGGGAAAACCUGAAAAUUCUUUGGUUCAGAAUUCAGGAGUUUCCCACUUACAAUGAUCAACAUUAAUAUGCAUAUGGGAUAUUUACUCUUAAAUAGACUAGGCAGGAUCCAACCCAAGCGUUUAUCCCUCACAAUGGUCUUUCUUUAUCAAUAUCCUAGGUUAUUUGAGAGCAAGACUACUUUAUUCAAUCUUGCUGAGAUGCUGUGUUCUCAUAGUCAUAUUUAUAAUAAAAAAGCCCAAAUACAUGAUAAGAUAAUAGAAAAGGAUUUUUUUUUUAUUAGAGCAGGGAAAGGAAAGAACAGAUUAUCCAAAUCUUCUGGCCUUACUAUUAGUUUUUUAAUUUCUCUUAUUUAGUAGAUCUUGAACAGGAAGACUGUGUAACUGUAAUAUAGUGCCUUUUGGGGGUUCUGUUUCAUUAGCAGUUGAAGUUAUCAAGUGUGUGAAGUGUCACCCAACUCUCAAACACUAAAAGUACAAUUUUUAUGGUAUGCUUUUGAUGUUGAUCUUUUAUGAGCUUCCAAUGACAUAUUUGGAACUAAACCCAAAAGCAAAUUAAGAGUAUUGAUCACUUAAAUUAUUGCCAUCUUUCCAUUUUAUCAUAAGGGAAUUAGAAAUUAAGGUAUGUUUUCUAGACCUUGCAGUAUCUUAAUUUUGAAUUUCUACAUAUAUGUAUAUAUAUUUACUGGUGGGAUAUAUUGAUCACUAAUUGUGAUUACUAGGACUUCUGCCAUUUCCAAACAAUAGAAAAGUAACAUUUCAAAAAUUUUAACUACCUAUAAUUUCAAUGCUUAUUUAACAACUUGGGUAGAAGGGAAAGGGGUGGUUAGAGAUUGCAAUUCUUAAACAGCUGUUGAAGUGGUUAGGCUGCUUUCUUCUGGAUUUUGAAGUUACACUAUUUGAGAAUGUUUUAAAUUCAGAGAAAAAUUACAAUUAUGGCUCUUUUGUAAGCAAUUAAAAAAAAGAAUAUUGAUAAUAAUAAAAUCCAUUCACAAUCUGUA
Messenger RNA from Bubalus bubalis (water buffalo), 3615 nucleotides. Its product is annotated as vegetative cell wall protein gp1-like. The record is from RefSeq and is a predicted model, not a curated record. Lineage: Eukaryota; Metazoa; Chordata; Mammalia; Artiodactyla; Bovidae. The transcript is spliced from 2 exons. Bases 48 to 773 code for a protein of 241 amino acids.